This is a messenger RNA of Larimichthys crocea (large yellow croaker), 3970 nucleotides long. It is a transcript of the gene cabp2a, whose product is annotated as calcium binding protein 2a. Gene Ontology annotation, cellular component: cytoplasm. NCBI's taxonomy places the organism in Eukaryota, Metazoa, Chordata, Actinopteri, Sciaenidae. The coding region runs from base 1984 to 2898 and encodes 304 amino acids. Gene Ontology annotation, molecular function: calcium channel regulator activity; calcium ion binding. The record is from RefSeq and is a predicted model, not a curated record. The transcript has 9 exons.
UCAUAAGUGCCUGUUAUUAAAACUUCACAACAGAAAAAACAUAUGUACAGCCUGAUACAAAAAACAAGAAUGGCCGCUUUGAUUGACAGAUCACUGCUUUUUGUUUUUUUAUGAUUCAAAACACCGCCCAAAACCUGAUGGUUCUGAUCUAUACUUUUGCCCCAGGUGUGUAAGUCAGAGGCUAAGACUAAGACUUUAACGAGAUUGUGGGUGUGGGUGGGUGUGUAUGCAUGGUUCUACCAAAAGAAAUGAAUAACAUGGUCCAACAUAUAUAUACAUAUAAACAUAUAUAUAGCCGCAUAUUUUCAGCUAAAGAAGCCUAUUCUUCAGCCAUAUGCAUUUUAGUUUAGCAUUUAAAUUUUAGGUGCAGUCUAACAAAGUAUGGUAACGAAGAUUGCUAACUGAGUUAAACCACCAUUUUAUUUAGUUUGCAAGAGUUAUCAAAUAAUACACAUCCACAGGCCUGUUGAAAGAUUUUGAACCACAUUAACCAUGUUCUUAUUCAUCCUUUUUCUUCAUAGUAAUCUGUCAGCUCUUGUUCAGCUGAGCCCUUCCCUCCUUUUUCCCAUGAUCCUGUUUGUGGAUUUCAGUUCCACUUUUUACGCCGUCAUCCUGGCUCUUUGGCAAGACUCUCAGCUGAGUGUGUAUGACCUGCAGGUGGACCACAGACAUCUUGUCUGACAGGAGGUAGUACGUGAAGCUGGGGAAACACAGACUCCCGGACCAUCAGCACCAGUUCCUUUUAAGGCUAUAUCGUUUCCGCUUUACUCUUCUCCCUCUACAUGCACAGCUGCACCUCCAGUCAUCAGUACAUCAAGAGUCAAGAUCUAGUGACGUGGUGUGGUAAGAACAACUUGGAACUCAAGUCUCCAAAGACGGCCCUACCUGCCCCUAUGCAUGACUUUGCACUUGACAAUGUGGAGUCCUUCUGCUUCCUGGUAUACCAAUAUUGCCCAGGACAUCAACAGAGAACUGUCACAAUCCGUGAGUCCAUCCAUCUGUCACCACCUGGUAGGCUGCUAAUACUACCAAGGACCUUCAGGACCUUAAGAAAGAUUGUGACUGAACCCUUCGACCGUGGACACAAAACUUUUUGAAACAAUCUUCUCCGGCAAAAGGCAGCAUAGCCCAUCAAGACCAAAACCACAUGCCACAAGAAUUGUUUCUUUUUGACUGUAGCUGUAGGCCUCAUCAAUAAGGACACAAUCAUGGGCACUACAUUUUACAUUAAAGUCUCUUUUGGAAGAGUAAUGCAAUUUUAUAUGAAAUCAAAUCAAGCAAAACCUCCUCGGAGUGACAUCCUGAGUGUUUAGCACUGUUGGCCAUAGCACUGUGCAUGUAGGAUGAGUGCUGCGUGUGUGCUUGUUAAUGCACUACACAGGCCCAUAUGGCAAAUGUAAUAAACAAUGGGAAGCAGUAGAAAGUGCUGAGGAUUGAGGACAAGCCUACAUCAACAGACGUGGUCAGAGAGACAUGGAGAGGAAAUAAUUAAGGGAUUAUUGGAGAUGUAACAUACAUCGACAGAAAAAAAAAAAGUCAGGCUCAAAAAACUGUCACAUCUACAAAAUAUCAGAUUUUGUUUGUGGAAAUAGUUGGAGCUUUUUUUCAUUUGUGGGUCACCAAACAACAAGAAAAUACCACAAGUUAAAGAGGACAAACAUUUCCUCUUGUGUUUAAAUUUGUGUCUGAAUGAAUUAGCCUCUGUGCAUGUCAGCGUGAUAUUUACAGAGGGUGAAACUAAGAGGAGAGGUAGAUAGAAGCAGGCAGAUGAAAAAAAUGAGUGAUGGAUGUAGAUACAUGCGGAGGGAUGAUGAAAGAGGGAUGAGAGAAGGAGGAGCGACAAUAGUAGGAGAUGUGCCUCAGAUUAUCAACCAGUGUCAGAUGCUCUAGAGACAGAUAAAGAGGAGGAGUGGACGAGAGCGUGACAGAAGGAGAGGCAGAGAGAAAGAGGACAUCUCUGUGGAUGCAAGCUGGGCUGCAAAGAUGACCGACAUGAAGAGCGUAUCAUCCCUGGAGGUGACAGAGGGGAAGUUAAUGAAAAAGGGUUCCAUCAAGAAGAAGAUUGAGUCGUUUAGGCGAUGGAGUUCAGCUAGUCUAAAGAGACCUCCAAAGCCUAAGGCCAAGAACUUGAGUCUGUCUUCCCCUGUGGGAGACCCUGAGGAUCUCUGGCUGCAAGAGGGAGACAGAAGGAAGCUGCGACCUAUUGUUGACUCAGUCUUUGGACAGGGGGAGUCGCCCAUAGAACGAAGCAGCGCCCCAUUAUCCGCCGCCAUGCUGGGGGGCCUGGGUGGCGCAGGGGAGGUGGACACGGAUGAAGAGGAGGAAGGAGGGGGCGAGCAGGAAUUCGAUGAGCCCCUGUGCGCGCUGGUUAAGAACUGCAACGUGCUGCACAACUUAGUGGGGCCUGCUUGUAUCUUCCUCAGACAGGGCUUCGCACAGAGCCAGCUUGACAGAGAUCUACGACCAGAGGAAAUGGAAGAAUUGCGUGAGGCAUUCAGGGAAUUUGACAAAGACAAGGAUGGCUUUAUCAGCUGUAAGGACCUAGGUGAAUGCAUGAGGACAAUGGGAUACAUGCCGACAGAGAUGGAACUGAUUGAACUCAGUCAGCAGAUCUGUGGUGGCAGAGUGGACUUUGAGGACUUUGUGGAACUGAUGGGUCCGAAAAUGCUUGCUGAGACUGCAGACAUGAUUGGUGUCAAGGAGCUGAGGGACGCCUUCAAAGAGUUUGACUCUGAUGGCGAUGGUCAGAUCAGCCUUGGGGAGCUGAGGGAAGCCAUGAAGAAGCUAAUGGGAGAGCAGCUCAACCACCGCGAGAUCGACGAGAUCCUUCGAGAUGUAGACCUCAAUGGAGACGGACAGGUGGACUUUGAGGAGUUCGUGCGAAUGAUGUCUCGCUGACUCUCACUCUACUGCACUAAACAUAACAUGGACCAGACUGCACACUGUUAAUGUUCGUGUAAUUCUUCUUGAUGUACAAAGACUUCUUGGUGUCUGUAUUUUUUUUUUUCAGUUACGUCCAUCAUCUCUCAAAUAUAUGAGAAUCUUGUGUCAUGUGUUACUGUUGUAUGACUCCAAUAUGUAUUUAACAUGUAAUGAGAUGAGAUGAGUAAUGACUCAGCAAAGACAUGUUUUCACCAAAGCUGUGGUUUAUUUAGAAGUAAAUUUAAAAUUUAAUAACUGAAAAACACAUACCAGCAAUAUUGAGUUUCAUAAAAAGUAUAUACACACACACAUUAACACAAUUUAAUUCAUAGUAAAUUACAUGAGUAACUUAAUGGGUCAGUUUAAAAAAAUUCAAAAUAAAGUAGUAUCUAGUAGUAAGUAGUAUCUAUCUCUUAGGGUUAUGGUUACAUACAUGGUUAAAUUAACCCUAACAUUAGUUUAGGAGUUUAAUCGCUCCAUGUCUGAGAUUUAUUUUUUCAUAAUUUUGGUGAACUGACCCUUUUAAUAUGCAAUUAAAUAGUACAUUACCUGACCUCAGCUGUUAUGACUGUGACUGUAUGAUAUUAUUGUUCAGUAGCUAGCAAAAGUGAGUGCUUUGUUAAUUAUAGAGCAAGUAAAUGAGAUUAUACAUAAAUGUUUUUGUACAUACCACAUUCAUAUACAUAUCAGUUACUUUUAGCAUUAUCUCCAGCGGUGCACUUUUAUAUAAUUAAACUGAUGCAGAAAAUUAUUGCAGAUGCUGUAAUUUUAAUUAAUGUCAAAUAUCUUUUUGAUAAAGAUUUGAUAACACUUACAUGAUGAUUCGGGAUAUUCUGUGUUGGGUUACACUUCUGUAUACAUUACUGUAUGUCCAUACCUCUGUUUUGCUGUUUAGGAGGAAAUUAAUUGACAGCUUGUCUCAAAGUACAUUAUUUUAUGAAAUCAUAUACAGUACAUGUUUAAUAUUUCAUUUGUACAGUGUUAAACAGAUCAGAUCUUUAAAAAAUAUACAUUGUAAAUAAAAUAGUGAAUAAAAAAAUAAACUAAC